This is a messenger RNA of Gracilinanus agilis (Agile Gracile Mouse Opossum), 693 nucleotides long. It is a transcript of the gene VWC2L, whose product is annotated as von Willebrand factor C domain containing 2 like. Gene Ontology annotation, cellular component: AMPA glutamate receptor complex. Bases 1 to 693 code for a protein of 230 amino acids. NCBI's taxonomy places the organism in Eukaryota, Metazoa, Chordata, Mammalia, Didelphimorphia, Didelphidae. Gene Ontology annotation, biological process: negative regulation of BMP signaling pathway. Gene Ontology annotation, molecular function: protein binding. The record is from RefSeq and is a predicted model, not a curated record. The transcript is spliced from 3 exons.
AUGCAGAAGUCUUUGAGGAGGGGGAUGGCUCUUCCUAUUCAUGAAGCCUGCAUACUUCUGUUGGUAAUCUCUGGUUUGGUCACCCCAGCUGCCAUCAAUCAUGAAGACUACCCUGCUGAUGAAGGUGACCAGGCCUCGAGUAAUGACAAUCUGAUCUUUGAUGACUAUCGAGGGAAAGGGUGUGUGGAUGACAGCGGCUUUGUAUACAAAUUGGGAGAACGUUUUUUCCCAGGGCAUUCCAACUGUCCAUGUGUCUGUGCUCUGGAUGGACCUGUUUGUGACCAACCAGAAUGCCCUAAAAUUCACCCAAAAUGUACUAAAGUGGAACACAAUGGAUGCUGUCCUGAAUGCAAAGAAGUGAAAAACUUCUGUGAAUAUCAUGGGAAAAGUUACAAAAUCUUGGAGGAAUUUAAGCCCUCUCCAUGUGAAUGGUGUCGCUGUGAGCCCAGCAACGAAGUGCACUGUGUUGUAGCAGACUGCGCAGUUCCUGAAUGUGUCAACCCAGUCUAUGAACCAGAACAAUGUUGUCCUGUCUGCAAAAAUGGUCCAAACUGCUUUGCAGGAACCACAAUAAUUCCGGCUGGCAUUGAAGUGAAAGUGGAUGAAUGUAACAUCUGUCACUGUCACAACGGGGACUGGUGGAAGCCAGCUCAGUGUUCAAAACGUGAAUGCCAAGGCAAGCUGACUGUUUAA